Molecule: messenger RNA, 609 nt
Organism: Lingula anatina
Lineage: Eukaryota; Metazoa; Brachiopoda; Lingulata; Lingulida; Lingulidae
Source: RefSeq, a predicted model, not a curated record
AUGGUAUCCAUUAAGCUGAUCAGUCUGCUCCUACUGUUUGCUGUUCUUGUUGAUUCUUCAAGUGUUUUGAAGAACACCAACCGAAACUUUAGUUCCUACUGGGUUACUAAGUACAAAGCAUUCUUUGAUAUCAUUGACGUUGAUGAAGAUGGCAUCGUUACUGAAGAGGAAUAUGUUGGUUUAACAACAAAACGAGCUCAAAAAGUUCUGCCAUCUUGGAGAGCUUUGGCAAUGAAUGGUAUGUAUUCCAAUGCCUUUCGGGUCUGGUGGUCAAACAAACACACAAACUAUAAAACAAACAUUACAUUGGAAGAAUUUCUUCAAGAGUCUGAGAUAGACAUUCCUAUUACAAUCAAGGAGGUUCCUGAACUCACAUCAGAUUUGUUUGGCACGUUUGAUAUUGACUGCGAUGGCAAGUGGACAGUAGAUGAGUAUUCCAAAUUCCUUUUUGUUUUUCGCAACGCAGCUGAGAUUCAACCAAUAUUUGAUGCAAUUGAUCAAAAUGCAAAUGGCUUCCUUGAUGCAGAGGAAUUUAUUAGUGCAUGGGACCUCUAUUGGUACCAUCAAAAUUUCAGUACCACUGAUAUCAUUUUUGGUAGCCGUGCCUAA